ACAAGCAAUCAAAAGUAGCGGCUGUGGGGACACCUGUGCAGGGUGCAUUGUGGGAAGGUGAAGGAAGAGUCUGAGUGUGGUGUCCUCUUCUCCCCCAGGCUCCGUGCAGGUGAUGCACAGAAAGGUCCAGGUGAUGCACAGAAAGGUCCAGUCGGUCCAGGCAGGUGGAAACGUUACUUUUUCGUGUCGGUUGAUCACGAAUGAAGACACGCUACAAGUCACCUGGCAGAAGGAAAUUGAGGGGGCUGAUGAAAAUAUAGCAACUUACAGUACCAUGAACGGCCAAAAGAUCGUGAAGAGCUAUGGCAGCCACGUGAGCUUCGCCCACAGUGGGCUACAAGCCUCGGCCAUCUCCCUUCAGGGAGUCACUUUCCAAGACGAAGGAUGCUACAAGUGCAUCUUCAACACGUUUCCCUCUGGGGCUGUCACGGGCAGGAUGUGUCUCAAGGUUUACGCCAUAUCGGACCCCAAAGUGGAAGCUAAGCUUAUACCCAGUUCAGACAAAGCCAAGGAUGAUGACAAAGUGGUGAUGAGCUGCUCAGCAACAGGGAAGCCAGCUCCAAAAAUCACAUGGCGGCUUCCCAGCACCCUGCAGCAGAAACCAAGAGAGUACCACGUAAGAGUUGGCAACCAUACUGUGACCGUCAUCAGCAAUUUCACCCUCGCCCACUCCAAAAUCCUCCAGGAGUACCCCAUCGUCUGCGUGAUCCAACACCCAUCUCUAAACGUGACCCUGUCUCUGCCCACAGACAACGUGACGCAGGGUCAAGACGCAGCCACAGCGCCAGCCCUUGCCACCACUGUUGGCAUGUUAGUUCCUCUGAUUUCCCUCCUCCUCCUCGGCUUCCUCUUCUGCUGCUGCCUGAGACAGCUGCACAAUCUGGAGAGACACCGAGCCCGGCCUUGCUGGGUCCUUCCUGUAUGUACCAAGGACAAGUGUGGAAAGUACAAAGUUACCAGCAAACAAGCUUCCACCAUAUCUCCCACCUCCGGCACUCCUUUGAAUACGUGAAUACCUGUGGGCAGUAUUUGUGUGAGAGAAACAUUUUAUGAUGACACCUGGGACUUUGAAGUAAACCUACUGAGAUUUUACAUCUGAGAAAAUACAAAAAAAAGAGGACAUUUUAAUAUAUAUUUAAUUUUUUGUUAUACUGUUAUAUUCCGUUCUGUAUAAAAAAAAGCUGUAAAGUAUUUAUCUGAAACUCUAAGACAACUGGCUGUAUGGCUCUGGAUAAGGAAACUUUUGUUUUGUAUUUCGUUUUUUUUUAGCGCUAUGUUUAUUCCUUACAGUCAGGAGUCAUGGGGCAGGAGGAAGCUGUCUGCCCUGACUUCUACUACCCUCUCCUAGAAAGUUAUUUAAAAGCAAAGGGGAAAAUGGGAGAUUUCCUUUUUCCUCUAUUCUCUUCGUGCUUUCCUCUGCCCCCAGCUUAUUUUCGCUGCCCCAUGGCAGCUGCCUUGCCUUUCCCCCUCACCCAGGGGCUGCCUUUUCCCUGCCGCAGCCCCUUUCCCCCGGCCCAGUGAGGAACCUCUGGAGGUGGGAGGUAGAGGAAGGGGAAAUUUGGGGGUGGGAAAGGCCAGAUCUUGCCGUGUAAUGGAAAGGGUUUUUGGGGAGAAGAUAAAGGGCACAAAGCUGGCAAGAAAUUGCUCCUGAGCCUAGGAAGGUUAUGGGGUUAUGUAUUGCUGUUAUUUAUGAACUGAUCACCUGGACUGGGAGAAGGCAGGGUCCAGAGCCAAGAAAAUGUGUGUUUGUGUGUGUUUAGAUGAUUUGUUUUGUGGUGCAGCUAAAGGUUGAAUUGUGAAAGGCCUUUGCUGGUUUCCGCUUACAAGAAACUUCAUAGAGAUAGAUAGUGAAUGAGAUAGGAAGAUGCGGUGGCUAACAGGGAAAGUGCAGUGCAAGAAAGAUAGAUAACGUGUUCCUACUUGUCUUUUGUAGUAUUAGAAAUGAAAUCCAGAACAUUCAGAGCUCAUACAUGUAUUUGCCUGCAUACGGUACACUGUCAGCUACUAAAAUCCAGUGCCAUAAAAUGCACUAAAAUGCUAACGCUAUUGAGAUUGGCUUCGUGUAGCAAAGGAAUGCCAGUGAUCGUCUAGACUAUGUAUAAUUACCCGACUGUUAACUGGGGGAAAAAAAAAGUAUGAAAUAGAUACAAACCACCUUUCAGAGUGCAAACAAAUGUGACUGAGGGGAUCAGAAAUUUUUGCUGUGGGUAAAUAGCAUUGUCAGUGUUGCUCUGAGGUUUCUUUUUCCCUACGAUUGCUUCAUGUUUGCCUGUCAAAUUAUCUCUGUGAACAGUUUGGCAGUGAUUCUUUGGGGAUCAUAUAUCAGAUGGGAUUAUUCAUGUAUUCAGUAUUUAUUUUAAGAAAUAGUUUCUAAGCUACAAAACAUUGCAAAGUUUGAAUAGGUCUUGAGAAGCAAAAAUAAAACUGGUAAGAAAUUCAAGUGAAAUGGACUGCUCUAUUUUCCUGCUGUAAUACAAGUGAUGUGAAGCAAGAAAACUUUGUAAGUCAAAGCAGAAUACAUUUUCAAAAUUUACCCUACAGUAAUGU
Messenger RNA from Dromaius novaehollandiae (emu), 2547 nucleotides. It is a transcript of the gene CD200, whose product is annotated as CD200 molecule. The transcript has 4 exons. Gene Ontology annotation, biological process: negative regulation of macrophage activation; negative regulation of neuroinflammatory response; regulation of immune response. Gene Ontology annotation, cellular component: axon; cell surface; neuronal cell body. NCBI's taxonomy places the organism in Eukaryota, Metazoa, Chordata, Aves, Casuariiformes, Dromaiidae. The record is from RefSeq and is a predicted model, not a curated record. Gene Ontology annotation, molecular function: cell-cell adhesion mediator activity. The coding region runs from base 113 to 1012 and encodes 299 amino acids.